Molecule: messenger RNA, 4284 nt
Organism: Penicillium daleae
Lineage: Eukaryota; Fungi; Ascomycota; Eurotiomycetes; Eurotiales; Aspergillaceae
Product: SKI complex subunit tetratricopeptide repeat protein SKI3
Exons: 3
Coding region: 1-4284 (1427 amino acids)
Cellular component (GO): Ski complex
Molecular function (GO): protein binding
Source: RefSeq, a predicted model, not a curated record
AUGUCGAGCAAGGCCGCAUUGAAAGCUGUCCGGACAGCUUUGGACGCCAAAGAUUUUGGUGCUGCUGCUGAAAAGGCUAAGGCCGUGGUACAGAAUGAUCCCAAGAACUACCAUGCCAACGUUUUCCUCGGACUUGCGAAUGACAAAUUGAAUCAAAAUGAGGCGGCGGAGGAAGCUUAUUCUGCUGCGACGCGGAUCAAAGAUAAUGAUCGCACCGCUUGGCAGGGACUGAUUGGCUUGUACGAGAAGCAAGGCGGGUCGAAGCUGGAUGCAUAUCAUGAAGCUGUUCUCAAGCUCGGGAAAAUCUUCGCCGAUAGUGACGAGAAGGAACGAUGCCAGGAUGUUGUCGACAAAUACACAAAGCUCGCUCGAAAGAGCAACGACAAAGCCAAGUACAAGAAGGCCCUCGAAUUACAACUUCCCAGCUCCCCUCUCUAUGGCUUCCUUGAAGGUCGGCUACCACAUCCAUCCCUGACCUACCUCCGCAUGAUUGAGAUCACCGAGGCCGAGGAGAAAGAAUACAUCAACCGAGAGAUUGGCGAACGAAGAACUCGUCUUGGUGCAAGAAAAGAGAAUGUCACCCUCGAGGUGAAACGUGACGCGUUCAGACAGAGCAAGCUGGAAGAUCUGUACCGAGGCCUUAUCGAUUGGACGAAUGAUGAUGCCGUUCGUCGUCAGUACGAGGAGAAGCUGCUCGAGCGUGCAUGCGAGGAGCUCGAGUUUCUUGGCCAGGGCAAAAAGCCUGCGAAAAGAAAGGAGAUUCUUCGCUCGGCGCAGGACAUGGUCAUUAUCAAGCACCCGUUUGAACUUGCGUGGAACAUCGUGCUCGAGUGGCAGGAUAUCGAAGAGUACUCCCAAUGGGAUGUGGGUGUCUUACGCGAGUACAUCGAAUUUUUUCCCGAUACUGGAUUAGCAAAGGUCCUCAAGGGAUUUCUUACCAGCGAGUUGUCCCCAUUCCCACAGGAGGACUUGGACUCUGAAGGCGACGCGGAGACGACGAUCAUCCGCAAAGACACCGAGACGUCCGAAACAACUGAGGCUACAGAUUCUAUCGAGCUCAAUGAUGUAGGUGCUGCAGAUAGGUUGAUUCUGAUGACUGAAGGUCUGGAUAUGGCUCCGUCAUCAAUUAUUGCGCAUCGUAUCAUGGGAGACCUCUACCUUCUCCUCGAAGAGUACGAGAGCACUGUUGAUGUGGCUCGGAAAGGACUCCGAAAUGUGGCAGAAUUUGUCAGGUACACUGGAUGGAAAUCCCAAAAUACAACCGACGCGAUAAACAUUACCCUCGCCAAUGCCUUGAUUCCCUACCAGUCGCCUCGGUACCACCCGGAAGCAAAGACGAUCUUUGAGAAUAUUCUCCAACAAAAACCCACAUCUACUGUCUGUCUCCUGGGUAUUGGUUUGGUCCUGAAAGUCGAUCAAGAUUAUGACAAUGCCGUCGAGUUUUUGGAACGUGCGCUAGAGCGCGACCCUACCAACAUCAAGAUUCGUGGUGAGCUUUACUGGUGCAAGGCGCUGAAUGGCGACCUUCAGGCUGGGCUCGACGGCCUCCAGGAUGCCCUCGAAGCUCUAAAAGCCGAACAGCCUCAAAACAAGUCGUUCAAGUCCGAGCUACUCUAUCGGAUUGGAUACUGCCAAUGGGAACUAGAUCCAUCCACAGCGGCUCGCAAAGACCGCAAUGGGGCCUAUGCAAGCUUCUUAGCUUCCAUCAAGGCCAAUAUGAAUUAUGCGCCUGCGUAUACAAGCCUUGGUUUCUACUAUGCGGACUAUAAGAAAGAUAAGGCUAGAGCCCGCAGAUGUUUCCAUAAGGCCUUCGAAUUAUCAUCAUCGGAGACCGAGGCGGCGGAGCGCCUUGCCCGAGGGUUUGCAAACCAGAAAGAGUGGGAUCUGGUUGAGGCUGUCGCACAGCGGGUUGUGGAUUCCGGAUAUGCCAAACCUGCUCCCGGCUCCAAGCGUAAAGGGCACAGUUGGCCAUAUGCAGCUCUUGGAACGGUCCAGAUCAACAAGCAACAAUACUCAAAGAGUAUCGUCUCGUUCCAGGCCUCGCUGCGGAUAAGUCCCGGUGACUAUCAUUCCUGGGUUGGUCUAGCGGAAAGCUAUCACCACUCUGGUCGAUUCAUUGCUGCAACCAAAGCAUUUGAGCAUGCACGGGAACUGGAGUGCAAUCUUUUAGGCGAAGAAAAAGAUCAUAUCUGGUUUGCGCGAUACAUGAUGGCCAACGUGAAGCGGGAACUUGGCGUCUACGACGAUGCGAUUGCUAGUUACGAGGAUGUUUUGGCCACUCGCCCCAAUGAUGUCGGCGUCACAAUUGCGCUUCUCCAGACGUUGGCCGAAAGCUCCUGGAAGAGCAUUGAUUCGGGUCUGUUCAAUGAUGCCGCGGAACUUGCCUGCAAGGUCAUCCAAGUAGCGGGAUCGCUUGUGACUGUCCGAAAUGACAUCUUCAACCUAUGGAAGUCGGUUGGAGACGCCUGCUCGAAUCUCACCUACAUUAAACAGAAGAUCGGAAAAAUUGCAGUCGCAGACUGCAAAGCUUUGCUGCUCUCUGGCGUCGACCCCAUCGCCCUCGAUCUCAUGACCGAGGUAGAUGGCGUGGGUCAAGCUUGGCUAGACGCAAGUGGUAGUGAAGAAAGCGUCUCUCCCGAGUUUUGCAUUUUCAUGUCCAUUCUGGCGUAUAAGCGUGCCAUUCAUGUUUCCACUCAAGAUACCCACGCUCAAGCCGUUGCAUGGUACAACCUUGGCUGGGCCGAAUACAGGGCAUACCGGAGUGUGCAACUUGGCUCCGGUACUAAGAGCAAGAGGCCCCGCAAGUUCCUGAAGGCUUCGAUGCGAUGCUUCAAGCGGGCCAUUGAGCUUGAAGCGGGCAACUCAGAGUUCUGGAACUCGUUGGCCGUGGUGACUACGAGCAUGAGUCCUAAGGUGGCGCAGCAUGCUUUCGUGCGAAGCCUGCAUCUGAAUGAUCGCAGUGCUCAAGUGUGGACGAAUCUGGGUGCGCUGUAUCUCUUGCACAAUGACAUUCACCUUGCCAACGAAGCGUUUACGCGAGCUCAAUCAACGGAUCCUGACUAUGCUCAGGCCUGGGUUGGCCAGGGCUUCCUAGCGCUUCUCUAUGGAGAUUCUAAUGAGGCGCGGGGUCUUUUCGAACAUGCAUUUGAUAUUUCCAACUCAUCCGCGAUGCUUCCGAAGCGACAAUACACCCUCACCCUGUUUGACCACCUGCUAGGCGACUCCUCCACCUCGAAUGAAGUUUCGCAACUGAUCCAGCCAUUCUUCGCUCUACACCAGCUCUGUGCUCAAGAUCCAUCCGAUCUUCCAUUUAUGCAUCUUUCUGCCUUGCUGGCCGAGAGAAUGGGCGAAGUUGCUGAUGCUGAGUCUAGCUUGGAGGUUGUUUGUUCAGGCGUGGAGGCGGAGUUCGAAGAAACCGAGUCUCCUGCAUCGCUCUCGCGAUUUGCCCAGGCCAAUGCAGACAUGGCUCGAGUGCUGCUCGCCAACCAUCGCUAUGAGGAAGCUGCAGAGAAGGCUGAAACUGCUAUCACUCUGUCUGGGGAGGAAGAUGCUGAGAAAUUCGACCCCGAAGCAUGUAGCAAGCUCCGUUUGUCGGCGCAUCUCACAGCGGGUCUUGCCUACUACUUCACAAAGUCCAUGGAUCAGGCGAUUGACAUGUUCCGUGACGCCCUUCAGGAAGCCAACAACGCGCCUGAUGUCGUGUGCCUCCUGGCCCAGGUCCUCUGGGCCAAGGGUGGCGAUGAGGAACGCUCUGUUGCUCGCCAGCAGCUGUUUGACUGCGUGGAGAACCACCCCGAUCACGUCGGAGCUGUGACGCUCCUCGGAGCCAUAGCACUUCUUGACCAAGACCGAGAUGCGAUUGAAGCUGUGGAGGCUGAUCUCCACAAUAUGAUUACACGGGAUGAUAUCGACAUUCACGACCGCGGCAAGGUUCUGAAACUACUGGCUGCCAUCUCGGCAAUGGGAUUCACCGACAAGGCCGAUCUGCCCGAGGAUCUCCGUCAGAUUGGUGAAGCCACCGCUGCUGUCAUGCUGUCUCCUGGACAGCCACAGGGCUGGAUGGAGUUGUCCGCGGUGUCUGACAGCUCGUACCCAGCGGAAAUGGCCAUUCAACGGGCCCUCCGCAGCGUGCCCCCUCACAGCAAUCUAGAUGCCUCGGAUCUUAGCCAAGCCUAUGCACAAGCUGGCACAGCUACUGAUGCCUUCAGGGCUAUCAUGGUGGCGCCGUGGAAGAAGGAGGGCUGGGAGGAGUUGAACCAUGGUAUCUCGGGCCUGGUUGCAUAG